This is a messenger RNA of Gopherus flavomarginatus (Mexican gopher tortoise), 8214 nucleotides long. RefSeq names its product B-TFIID TATA-box binding protein associated factor 1 (gene BTAF1). The record is from RefSeq and is a predicted model, not a curated record. Bases 330 to 5975 code for a protein of 1881 amino acids. Lineage: Eukaryota; Metazoa; Chordata; Testudines; Testudinidae. The transcript has 39 exons. Gene Ontology annotation, molecular function: ATP-dependent chromatin remodeler activity; ATP binding; ATP hydrolysis activity.
AGGAAGGGAAUAAAUACAAGAUGGCUGCUCCUAUAAAACCAGGCGUUGGGCUUCUCCCCAGUGAUGGGCGAAUAGAAGCUUUAACCCGUGCUUUGAGGCCGCUCCAUUGCUACCACCCGCACUGCCGCCAUCCCCGGGGGCUAGUGGGACUCGGCCGGCCAUCAACGCGCUCAGCCGCUCCCCAUCUUUAUCCGCUGGGGCCGAGGUCGGAGUGUGGAGCCUGAGAGGCCUAGGCCAGGCCCCUGCAUCCUCCUUCCUGGGAGAGCAACGGCGGCCCCCGCCUGCCACCCUGCUGCUCUUAUCCAACUGGGCCCAGGCUCCCUCUGGCUAUGGCGGUCUCCAGGCUUGAUCGUCUCUUCAUUUUACUGGACACUGGUACCACACCGGUAACAAGAAAAGCAGCUGCACAGCAACUUGGGGGGGUGGUGAAACUCCAUCCUCAUGAACUGAAUAAUCUCUUAUCUAAAGUGUUAAUAUACUUAAGGAGUACAAAUUGGGAUACUCGCAUUGCAGCUGGUCAGGCUGUUGAAGCAAUAGUGAAAAAUGUACCCGAGUGGAAGCCAACUCCAAGACCAAAACAAGAAUCUGAUUCAGAAAUUCCUAUGGAUGAUUCAUGUGCCAGUGAUCGGCUGCAUUUUGAUAGAUUUGAUAUCAGUCGACUGUUAAAACAUGGAGCAUCUCUUCUUGGAUCUGCUGGUGCAGAGUUUGAGGUCCAAGAUGACAAAUCAGGUGAAGUUGAUCCUAAAGAGAGGAUAGCACGACAAAGGAAACUGUUACAAAAGAAACUUGGCCUUGAUAUGGGAGCUGCAAUUGGAAUGAACACUGAAGACCUGUUCAAUGAUGAGGAUUUGGACUAUACUCCUACUUCAACUUCACUUGUAAACAAACAACCUACUCUUCAGGCUGCUGAGUUGAUUGAUUCAGAAUUUCGAGCUGGUAUGAGCAGUAGACAAAAGAAUAAAGCUAAAAGAAUGGCUAAGCUAUUUGCAAAGCAAAGAUCCAGAGAUGCAGUAGAGACCAAUGAGAAGAGCAACGAUAGCACUGAUGGGGAACCAGAAGAAAAGCGCAGAAAAGUAGCAAAUGUUGUCAUCAACCAGCCUGCCACUGACUCAAAAGUUCUGGUAGACAAUGCACCAGAAGAGGCAAAUGAAUGGCCUUUAGAAAGCUUUUGUGAAGAAGUAUGCAAUGAUCUUUUUAACCCAUCCUGGGAGGUUCGGCAUGGUGCAGGCACUGCGCUGAGGGAAAUACUUAAAGCACAUGGGAAAAGUGGUGGCAAAAUGGGAGACAGUACUGUAGAAGAGAUGGCUCAGCAGCAUCAGGAAUGGCUGGAAGACUUAGUUAUUAGACUCCUUUGUGUGUUUGCAUUAGACAGAUUUGGAGACUUUGUUUCAGAUGAAGUUGUAGCACCAGUACGUGAGACUUGUGCUCAGACUUUGGGAGUAGUCCUGAAACAUAUGAAUGAGACUGGAGUUCAUAAAACUGUGGAUAUUCUCCUGAAGUUGCUUACACAAGAUCAAUGGGAAGUGAGACAUGGUGGUCUGCUAGGAAUAAAGUAUGCUUUGGCAGUUCGUCAGGAUAUGAUUAAUACUUUACUGCCUGAAGUCUUGCCUGCAAUAAUUGAAGGUCUCCAAGACCUAGAUGACGAUGUCCGAGCUGUUGCUGCAGCAUCUUUAGUACCAGUAGUGGAAAGCCUUGUUCAUCUUCAAUCGCAAAAGGUGCCCUUUAUUCUUAAUACAUUGUGGGAUGCCCUUCUGGAAUUGGAUGAUCUGACAGCUUCUACAAACAGCAUCAUGAUCCUUCUUUCCUCCCUUCUAACUUAUCCUCAAGUCCAAAAAUGCAGUAUCCAGCAAUCACUCACCAUUUUGGUCCCACGUGUAUGGCCAUUCUUGCAUCAUACUAUAUCAUCUGUUCGAAAAGCAGCAUUGGAAACUUUAUUUACGCUGUUAUCUACCCAAGACCAGAGUUCUUCAGCCUGGCUAACUCCGAUUCUGCAAGAUAUGUUGAGGCACAUUUUUCAGUUUUGUAUCUUAGAAAGCAGCCAAGAUAUUCUGGACCUUAUUCACAAGGUGUGGCUAGAACUGUUAAACAAAGCAUCAGUACAAUACGUGGUAGCAGCGGCUUGUCCAUGGAUGGGAGCCUGGCUCUGCUUAAUGAUGCAGCCUUCUCACUUGCCUAUUGAUUUAAAUAUGUUGCUAGAAGUAAAAGCCAGAUCGAAGGAAAAAGCAGGUGGCAAGCUGCGUCAAGGUCAAACCCAGAACAAAGAAGUGAUACAGGAGUAUAUUGCUGGUGCAGACAGCAUUACAGAAGAUCCGGCAACCAGGGAUUAUGUUGUUAUGCGAGCCCGGGUGAUGGCAGCAAAGUUGUUAGGAGCACUUUGCUGCUGUAUUUGUGAUCCAAGUGUAAAUACCGUACCUCAAGAAAUAAAGCCAGCUGAAUCUCUAGCUCAGCUACUGCUUUUCCAUUUGAAUUCAAAAUCUGCCUUGCAGAGGAUUAGUGUUGCGUUAGUAAUCUGUGAAUGGGCUGCCUUGCAAAAGGAAUGUAAAGCUGUGGCCCUUUCUGUGCAGCCACGCUUACUUGGAGUCCUUUCUGAGCACCUCUAUUAUGAUGAAAUUGCUGUUCCUUUUACACGAAUGCAGAAUGAAUGUAAACAGCUCAUUUCCUCACUAGCUGAUGCACACAUUGACAUUGGGAGCAGAGUAAACUACAGUGUGUUUACAAUAGAUCAAGCUAAUGAACUGGUUACUACUGUCUUCAAUGAAGUUACAUCAGCUUUUAAUUUAAAUCCUAAUAUUUUACAACAAUUGGACAGUAAACGACAACAAGUCCAAAUGACCGUUACAGAAACAAACCAGGAAUGGCAAGUGUUACAGCUGCGAGUCCAUACUUUCGCUGCAUGUGCUGUUGUGAGCUUGCAACGACUUCCAGAAAAACUAAAUCCUGUCAUAAAACCUUUAAUGGAAACUGUCAAAAAAGAAGAGAAUACACUGGUACAAAACUAUGCAGCUUUAUGUGUAGCUAAGUUACUUCAACAGUGUUUAUCAAGAUCUCCAUGCCCCAACUCGAAGAUCAUAAAAAAUCUCUGCAACUCUCUCUGUGUGGACCCGCAUCUUACUCCCUUAGCAGCAUGUCCUGCGCAACCUCAAAGCAGCCAUGAAAAUUCUAAAGGACCCAGCACUGAGAGAGAUGGGAUGCACCAUACUGUCACCAAGCACAGAGGAAUAAUUACACUGUACAGACAUCAGAAAGCUGCUUUUGCCAUCACGAGUAGGCGAGGUCCUACACCAAAGGCUCCAAAAGCCCAAAUUGCAGACCUUCCCACAGGCAGUAGUGGGAACAUCACCACAGAACUUGAUGAGGCUCAGAAGCCAUAUAUUGUACAGAGGAGAGGAGCGGAAUUUGCCUUAUCUACUAUAGCUAAACAUUUCGGUGCUGAAAUGGUACUAGGAUUGCCACAUCUCUGGGAUGCUAUGGUUGGUCCACUAAGAAAUAAUACUAACCUAAACAGUUUUGAUCGGAAGUCCUUACUGGAAAAGGGAGAUAUGUCUGCUCAGGAGUUGGUUAAUUCUCUACAGGUGUUUGAAACAACAGCAGCUUCAAUGGACAUUCAGCUUCACCCUUUGUUGAUACAGCAUUUGCCUCAUCUUUAUAUGUGCCUUCAACAUCCGAGCACUGCUGUGAGACACAUGGUUGCUCGUUGUGUAGGUGUCAUGAGCAAAAUAGCUACCAUGGAAACAAUGAAUAUUUUGUUAGAGAAGGUUAUUCCGUGGCUGGGAGCAAUAGACGACAAUACCAAACAAGAGGGUGCAAUUGAAGCACUUGCUUCUGUAAUGGAACAGCUAGAUGUUGGUAUUGUUCCAUAUAUUGUCCUUCUAGUGGUCCCAGUUUUGGGUCGAAUGAGCGAUCAGACGGACAGUGUACGUUUCAUGGCUACUCAGUGCUUUGCAACUCUAAUUAGACUAAUGCCCCUUGAGGCUGGCAUUCCAGAUCCACCGAACAUGUCUGAAGAAUUAAUCCUACUGAAAGCCAAAGAGCGCCAUUUUCUGGAGCAACUAUUGGAUGGAAAAAAAUUGGAAAACUAUAAAAUUCCGGUCCCAAUCAAAGCAGAGCUCAGAAAAUAUCAGCAGGAUGGUGUGAAUUGGCUGGCAUUUCUCAAUAAGUACAAACUUCAUGGAAUUCUUUGUGAUGAUAUGGGUUUAGGAAAAACAUUGCAGUCCAUUUGUAUUCUUGCAGGAGAUCAUUGCCUCAGGGCUCAAGAAUAUGCAAGAACUAAAUUGGUAGACAGUGUUCCUCUUCCAUCCUUGGUGGUUUGUCCUCCAACGCUUACAGGUCAUUGGGUGGAUGAAGUGAGUAAAUUUUGCUCCAAAGAGUAUCUCAAUCCUUUGCACUAUACCGGACCUCCCACUGAAAGAGCAAGAUUACAACACCAGGUGAAAAGGCACAAUCUCAUAGUAGCUUCAUAUGAUGUUGUACGAAAUGACAUUGAUUUCUUCAGAAAUAUUAAGUUUAACUACUGUAUUCUUGAUGAAGGCCAUGUAAUCAAAAAUGGAAAAACAAAAUUGUCAAAAGCAGUAAAGCAGUUGACUGCCAAUUAUAGGAUAAUUCUUUCUGGGACACCAAUCCAGCUAUCCAGAGGGCACGGUUUGAUUGAUGCCUGGAGGUGUUGGGGAAAUCUAGUCAUCAAUUACCGAGUACACAUUCUGAAGUCACUUUGGUUCUGGCCUAUGAAGAAUAACGUUUUAGAGUUGUGGUCACUGUUUGACUUCCUUAUGCCAGGAUUUUUGGGUACUGAACGCCAGUUUGCAGCUCGUUAUGGCAAACCAAUAUUAGCAAGUAGAGAUGCUCGGAGUUCCAGUCGAGAACAAGAGGCAGGAGUUCUUGCAAUGGAAGCACUUCACCGUCAAGUAUUGCCAUUUUUGUUGAGAAGAAUGAAAGAGGAUGUACUACAGGAUCUUCCACCCAAAAUUAUUCAAGAUUAUUACUGUACUCUCAGUUCUCUACAGGUUCAACUUUAUGAAGAUUUUGCUAAGUCUCGUGCCAAAUGUGAUGUUGAUGAAACUGUUUCAUCUGCUUCACUGAGUGAGGAGACUGAAAGGCCAAAGCUUAAAGCUACAGGACAUGUGUUCCAGGCAUUACAAUAUUUACGAAAACUAUGUAACCAUCCAGCAUUAGUGUUAACAACCCAGCAUCCAGAAUACAAGAGAACCACAGAGCAGCUGGCAGCUCAUAACUCAUCCCUUCGCGAUAUCCAGCAUGCGCCUAAACUGUCUGCUUUAAAACAACUACUACUCGACUGUGGUUUGGGAAAUAGUGGCUCUUCAGAGAAUGGCACAGAAGCUGUUGUGGCUCAGCACAGGAUCCUCAUCUUUUGUCAGCUCAAGAGCAUGUUGGAUAUAGUAGAACAUGACCUUCUCAAACCUCACUUGCCCUCUGUUACAUAUUUGCGAUUAGAUGGCAGCAUACCUGCUGGUCAAAGGCAUUCCAUUGUUUCACGGUUUAAUAAUGACCCAUCCAUAGAUGUUCUUUUGCUUACCACUCAUGUUGGUGGACUGGGACUUAACUUAACAGGAGCUGACACAGUAGUGUUUGUGGAACAUGACUGGAAUCCAAUGAGAGAUCUACAAGCAAUGGAUCGAGCACAUCGUAUUGGGCAGAAACGUGUUGUCAAUGUGUAUCGCUUGAUAACAAGAGGAACUUUAGAAGAGAAAAUUAUGGGUCUGCAGAAGUUCAAAAUGAAUAUUGCAAAUACAGUGAUUAGCCAAGAGAAUGCUAGCCUACAAAGCAUGGGAACAGAUCAGCUUCUUGACCUAUUCACUCUUGACAAGGAUGGAAAAAAUGAAAAAGCAGAUACUACUACUUCUUCUUCUUCUGGGAAAGCCUCUAUGAAAUCAGUUCUUGAAAAUCUGGGAGAACUUUGGGAUCCAGAACAGUAUGAUUCUGAAUACAGUCUAGAAAGCUUUAUGCAUUCACUCAAGUAACCAUCUUAUAUUCUUGAUUCAAUUGCUGCUAGUUCACAUUUUUCUGCUGAUAUUCAGCAAAUUUCAAAGCAUAUAUAGUGAACCUAUAGCUCAAUAUGUAAAUAGACUUCUUGAAAGAAGAAUCAGCAAAAGACUGACACUGAAUAGUGUCAUGUUUCACUGGGGGAAUUAUUCUGUCUUAAAUAUUUGCACUGUAUAAAAAUUUAAAUGUAAACAUAUCGUAAGGUGGUUUGAAUUUUACUUGCUAAACAGAUGCAAAUUCUUAUUGGCAGAGGAAUAAAACACAGCAAGUUUUACAUAUGCUAACAAGUGUUACUUCCUUUUGAAGUAAGUCCACCAUUGUUUCUUGCUGUAUCUGUAGUUUUGUACAAAUAUGUUUCAGUGAGUACUUCAGGUUGUUCGUUUACAUUUUUUAUUUUAAACAUAACUUGCUUUUAUGAUUUAUUAAAGUAAAAAAAUUCAACUUAACAAGUUAUAAUCUUUCAUUCAGAUCAUUUCAAGAUGUACAUCACCAAUGGCAAACCCUAGAAGCUAGAAAGAGUGUUGGGAAACUAAAUGGAACUAGGUUUAUGUGUGCCCACCUCUGUAUAUUGAAUAUAAAUCUAUGAUGCUCUUCAAUCUUUUGACAUCACUUUGAGAGCAGUUGAUUUCAACUUUUUAAUCUAAUGUGUUAUACUAAAUACAGGUAAUGGUCUGUUUAAGGCCAUCUAUGCAUCCCAUUAAGAGGGUGUGCUUUUUUAAUUUAUCUAUCAGGCUAGAAUAUAGCCCCAUUCAGAGACCUAUGUAUUCAAUAGGUUUCAAUCUUAUAUACUUUUUGUAACUAAAAACAAAUAUACAAACAGAACUUUUCCAGAAGUAGAUUUUGCACUGUUUAGAAUUCUAAAAUCCAUGCUGAAGAGACUGUUUACUAUACUAGUGCAUGAAUUAAAACCUCUUAAACAGAAGAUGGGGAAAUAUUUUCUUUAGGGAUAUAGAUAUACAUACAUAUCAUCAGAGAAAUACCUCCACUCAAUCUGAGGGAAUGGAGUAUUUGAGUUAAUCAUGUGACAAAGAUUCUAAAGCAGGAGUGGGCAAACUACGGCCCGGGGGCUGCAUCUGGCCCUUUUAGAUGUUUUAAUCUAACCUUGAGCUCUUGCUGGGGAGGAGGAUCCGGUGCUUGCCCCGCUCUGGCACUUCUGCUGGGGAGUGGGGUUGGGUGCUUUCCCCGCUCCACGCAUGCUGUGCCUUCACAUGGCUCCCAGAAGCAGUGGCAUGUCCUCCCUCUGGCUCCUACAUGUGGGGGCAGCCAGGGGGUUCCGCGUGUUGCCCUCAUCCCAAGCACCACCCCCACAGCUCCCAGUGUCCAGGAACUGUGGCCAAUGGGAGCUGCAGGGGCGCUGCCUGCAGAAUGGGCAGCGCACAGAGGCACUUAGCCAUUCUUCCACAUAGGAGCUGGAGGGGGCCAUGCCGCUACUUCCAGAAGCUGCUUGAAGUAAGUGCCACCCAGAGCCUGCGCCCCUGACCUCCUUCCAACCUCUGAACCCCUCCAUCCCAGCCCAGAGCACUCUCCUGCUCCCCCAAUCAGUCAUCCCCAGCCCCACCCCGGAUCUUGCACCCCCAGCCUGAGCCUCCCAGCCCAGAGCUCCCUCACACACCCUGAACUCCCCAUUUUUGGUCCCACCCCAGAGCCCACACCCCCAGCUGGAACCCUCAGCCCUCCCACACCAACCACCAAUUUCAUGAGCAUUCAUGGCCCACCAUACAAUUUCCAUACCCAGAUGUGGCCCUUGAGCCAAAAAGUUUGCCCACCCCUGUUCUAAAGGGCUUUAAUAGCUGGGAGUGAGUAUACAGCUACUGUAUACAUUAAGCAGCUUUUUAUAAAAGGGAGUCAAUAGUAAAGGUGGUAUGAAUGUUUAUAGAUGUGCAUGUAUGUACACAAUUUUAUAAAUAUAUUAAAUUAUAGAUAAAUUUACAAAGCUGAAUGAAUACAUGUAUUGGAUAUAUGUAUAGAUAUCAAAAUCUACAGUUUGUAGUUUGUUGUGCACUUAAGCGUCAGAGACUAAAAACCAUUAGAGACCUCAACUAUGUAAAAUAACAGAUUGCUUUAAACCCCCCCACCCCACUUAUCCUAUAAAGUAAGACUGUUCUGCUGCAUUUGAAAAUGAAUUUGUCAUAUUUCAGUAGUUACAAACUGCCAUAUUGUAAUAUUAAACUAGCAUUCCAUGAAAAGAAUAAUAAAAACAAAAUUGGGAAUAAGUAA